Molecule: messenger RNA, 793 nt
Organism: Pocillopora damicornis (cauliflower coral)
Lineage: Eukaryota; Metazoa; Cnidaria; Anthozoa; Scleractinia; Pocilloporidae
Source: RefSeq, a predicted model, not a curated record
UAAGAAGAAGUUUAAUGACUAUUCUAAGCACCAUCAAAAGAGAAUUAAAAACCAACAGAAGGAGGAGUGCUAAACUACACUCUCCUUUCUUGGGCUGUACAAUUUUGUUGCAACCAAAAUUGAAGUCCUCAACACUGAGACUAAUCAAUAUGAAACUUUCAAUCUUGUUGGAGAGGAAGAGCUGCCAUUUACAGAGUCUGACCCAAAGGCCCUUAAUAAUGAUGACAUUGAUAACAUAAAUAUGUGGCUCUACCUCAAAGAUAAAUUCAUUAUUUCAAAUGAGGCCCGGCAUGAAAUUGCCAUUAAGGCUAAUGAUCUCCCCAAUAUAUAUUCCAUCAAGAAGCAAAUUAAUGAGCUAAACAGUGAAUGGAACUUGAAACCAACACCAGGAGAUGCUGAAGGUGUUCAGUUAGGAUUUGCAGAAAGCUUGCAAGAGCACAUUGUUAGGCUUCAGAAGAAUGGAGAAAUCAAUGAUGGAGAAGCUAUUAAGAUCAAGCUUAGUGGUGAUGGUACAAAUAUUGGAAAGGGGCUUACUAUUCUCCAUGAAAAGGAUGUGGCAAUGGGUGUGAAGGGACAUGAUAAUCUGAGAGACAGCCUAGCAGACCCUCGAAUGGAAAUGUCAAAUUUAAAGGACAUAAGUGCAAAUAAUUGCACCUAUAAAAUUGAAUACUUUUUAGGUGGAGAUUUGAAAUUUUUAGCACUGGUAUGUGGUUUAAGCAGGGCAAAUGAGGAUUAUGCUUGUGUGUGAUGCAAGUGUCCCAGGGAGCAACAGUGGGACACAAGCAAAACAUGG